UUGACAAAUGGCGGUCUGUAUAAACUUUGAAAAACAGAAAAGAGGACAUAUUCAUUGAUUUUGAUACAUCUGGUGAACAGUUAUGAUAAAUAUAUUGGUAUUUCCAGAAGUUCAAUGUGAGAUAAAGGUUGAGAAAAAGGAAAUGGAAGUCAUUCUGAAAUUAAAAUGAGGGAGAAAUGAGCAAAGGAAAGCAAGCCACACUAUUUCAAAGUUGGGGAUCAAAUGCAAAAAAGAAAACUUCUCAUGCAUCAUCUUCAAAUCAAGUGCCUGAGGUCAUUGAUUUGAGUGACCUUGAUGAUGAGGAUGAUGAUCUACUUGCUUGUGCAUUAAAUGAAUCUAUUGGAGAAAGCAGUAACAAACCGCAUGAAAAUGAGGCACAUGAACAAGAUGAAGACCCCUGUAACAUCUCCAUGGGAGUGGACAUGUUUCCCUGUACCCAGGCUCAGUCACAGAUGGGGCAGACAGGGUUUGAUAAGGUGGCGGGAAAACUGUGGAUCUAUCCCACAAAUUACCCAGUACGAGAGUACCAGUAUAACAUUGUGCAACAAGCACUCUUCAAGAACACCAUGGUCACUCUACCCACAGGAUUGGGAAAGACUUUCAUUGCAUCUGUUGUCAUGUUCAACUUCUACAGAUGGUAUCCUCAGGGAAAGAUUGUGUUUAUGGCUCCAACCAAACCCCUGGUAGCACAACAAAUUGAGGCUUGUUACAACAUAAUGGGAAUUCCCCAAGAACACACAGCAGAAAUGACUGGAACUAUGCCCCCAAAGGAAAGACGUCAGGCCUGGGAGGAGAAGCGGGUCUUCUUCCUCACUCCACAGGUUCUGACAAACGACCUGUCUCGGGGGACCUGCCCCGCCCCUCAGGUGAAGUGUGUGGUUGUAGAUGAAGCCCAUAAGGCGCUGGGAAAUCAUGCUUACUGUCAGGUUGUUCGAGAAUUGAUUAACUAUUCAAAUGAAUUUCGUGUAUUGGCACUUAGUGCAACUCCAGGAUCUGAUAUAAAGGCAGUACAACAGGUGCUCUCUAACCUGCUGAUCUCACACAUUGAACUAAGAACAGAAGAGUCCCCUGACAUCAAGCAGUACUCUUUUGAGCGACAGGUGGACAAAAUCAUUGUACCAUUCAGCAAAGAACUGACGGAGGUCAAGAAUAGAUAUAUCAAGAUAAUGGAAGUGAUUGUAGGAAAAUUAAAGAAGUUUGGUGUGAUUUACAACAGAGAGGCCACCAGUCUGUCUAAGUUUAUUCUGCUGAAGUCAAGAGAAGCCUUCCGUCAGAACCCACCCCACAGGCUGCCUAGAUCACAAUAUGGUAUUGUAGAAGGGGAUUUUGCUUUGGCGAUUUCUCUCUAUCAUGGGUAUGAAUUGGUUCAGCUACAUGGAUUACGAUCCCUGUACAACUUCUUGGAGGGAACCAUCAAUGGAGAAAAGGGUCAUGGUCGAACAAGAACAGAGCUGAUGAAAAUUCCCGAUUUCAGUGACCUGAUGAAUAUGCUGUGUGAAAAGUUUGGGAAAAUGAAAGGGCAAAGAGAAGGCAACUCUUUUGUUUCAGGACAUCCCAAAUUAGCCAAACUUGAAGAGGUUGUGUUAGACCAUUUCAAGUCCAUAGAAGACAGCUGUAAUGGACAGAGUGAAGUGACAACAAGAAUCAUGAUAUUCUCCCAGUACAGAGACAGUGUGGAGGAGAUCACUAGCAUGCUCCAGCAGCAUGAACCCCAGGUCAAGGCCAUGAGUUUUAUAGGUCAAUCGUCAGCUGGCAAGGCCACCAAAGGCUUCACUCAAAAGGAACAGCUCAAGGUGAUGAAGAAAUUCCGGGAGGGUCGCUACAACACCCUGGUGGCUACUUGUGUUGGAGAGGAGGGUCUGGAUAUUGGGGAGGUGGAUCUAAUUAUUUGUUAUGAUGCCAGUAAAAGUCCAAUCAGACUGGUCCAGAGAAUGGGAAGAACGGGGAGGAAACGACAGGGACGAAUCGUCAUGCUGGUCGCUCAGGGCAAGGAGGAACAGAUAUACAAUCAAGGAGUCUACUCCAAGAAGAGCAUUCAUAAGGCUAUCCUGAACAGUGCCAAGACUCUCCAGUUUUACCAGAAUAAUCCACGGAUGAUUCCAGAGGGACUGGAUCCAAAGAGUCAUAAAAUGUUUAUUACAGUGAAGCAAGCUUACAAGCCAAGCAAGGAGAUCAUACUGGACUCCCAGCCACCCUCAAAACCAGCUAAAGCUAAAAAAGCUUCUAAAACAUCCAGAGAGUCUGACAGCUUUUUGACAUCUGAUGAGCUUACAAAGAUGAAGGAAAUGAUGACUCUAGCAAAGCCCUUACCCAAGUCCUGCCAUUUCCUCUCAUUGGGUGAUGACGCUGAAGAGGAUUCCUCUAAGGAUACACUAUCAUACAACAACUGGAUGCCCUGGCAGAACGCCCUACAGUCAGAGCACCAGAUCAGUCACUCCAACAGAACCAGGAAGUUUGUAGACACUGUCAAGUUUAUUGAACUUCAAGGCUGUGUAGAUGAAAACAGCUAUGAUGAAGAAAUGAGGCUGUAUUUAGACCCAGAGGAUAUUGUUGAUCCCACAAAGAAGAAUUCAAACAUUCAGCAGUUAGAGAAAGACUCAUCCACAGGCAAAAAGCCUGUAAAAAAGACCCGUGUGAGACGAAGUGAACAGCUGCCUCAGUUUGAUCCUAUCGAGGAGGAGAGUGAUGAUGAUCUCCCAGUGGGUUUAUUUCAAAGAGACCAGAAUUCAGAAAUGGAGGUAGAUGGUGAGGAUAAUAACCAGAAAAUACCAGGGAAAAAUGUAGGUGAGGAUGAUGACCAGAAAACAUCAAAGCAGAAGAGAGAGACUAAUUACCCAUCUGUACUGCUGAAUGAAGAAAUGGAAGAAGCUCAGGUCAAAAGUAGAAUCAGGAGGCGGUCAGAGGUCAAAGGGAAGAGGAAGUCUUCUGUUGGUGGGAGGAAUUCGUUAAAUGCCAGGGCUAGAAGAAAGAAAAGCUUACCUAUAGCUUGUGCAAAUUCUUCUGUUGUGUCCAUAAUAGCAGACAAUGAUGAGAAUGACUUUGAAGGUGUGAACAAUUCAGAAAGUAAUAGCAGUGAGUUAAACCAGAGUGAGGCUUCUUUAGGUUCUAAGAAACCAUUACAAACAAUUCUGGAAACCUAUAAUAAAGCAAUAAAUAAAAUCACAAAUUCUAACCCUGUCUUACAAACUGUUCCAGAAAUCAUAACUAUUGAUGAAGAUAUGGAUCAUCAGAAAUCUUGUGUUCAGGACAAUGACCUAGAAAAUCAUCGUGAAAAUGUUGACAUUUCCAGUGAGUCUGGAUGUUACUCUAUGAAUGCACCAGCAUCACCUAUGUCAUCUGAUAGUGAGGCUUUCAGCAUCCCAGAGGCACCUCCUGUGGAAGAAUUGGAAGAAAUGAUAAGUCUACUGGAGAGAUCACCCAAAUUUCCUGAAGAUCUGCUGCCCAUUGUUCAGGAAUGGGAACUACAGCAUCUUAAAAAGGUUGUGUUUGCUGAAGAAAAGCAGUCUGUUUCUUCUUGUGAUAUUGAUACUGUUGACAUUCCAUGUGUUCCUAAGGAUGACAGAAGAAGUGAUGCUUCUUCAAAUAAAUUAGUGACAGAAAAUAGCCCUGUGAAGAUAAUGGAUAAAGGUAAUUCAGUGAUUACAAGCUCUGUGAAGGAUAAAGCUAUUGAACAGAAUCAUGUGAGAGAGAAUAAUUUAUUAGAAAUUAGUGACAAAGAUAAUUCAGCAAUAAUUGCAGGCAAUACAGAGGUCAGCAAUAAUGCAGCUGAAACUCAGAUUUCUGCAAUGGAUGCAGACAAUGAAGUUGAGCCCAUUAAAAGUAAUGUUACAGGUCAUAUUGAAUGUGUGGACACUAAAGCAGUUUCUGAUAGUGUUGUGAAAAACGAGGGUAUUUCCAAAAAUGAAGAAUUAAAUUUUUCUGAUGAUGACAGUUUCCUGCAUUCUCCACCUAAUUUUGACUUAAGUUUUUCCGAAGUCUUGGUAGAACAACAGACAAAUUCAAACAAGGAUCAGAAAUUGGGCAGUGAAGUUGGUAAGGACUCAGAGUUGCAAAGUGAAAAAACUUUAUCUGCAGGCUCAGAUGAAAAAAUGUGCAAUAAAACAGAGACAGUCAUGAACACAGCUAAAAGAACUAUAAACCCUGCUGACUUGAAUUCAUAUUUUGAUGAUUCUUUCUUGGACGGUGAACUACAGGAUUCAGUUCUGGCUCAAGACAAACUAGAGACUCUACCUCAUAACAAUAACUCCUCAGACCUUGAAAAGGAGCAAAGUCUUUCCCCUAAAAACAGUCCCUUGAGAAAACUCUCUCCAAAAGACGAUGAUUAUACUUUCACUCAAGCAAUGGCAGUUGUGCAUGAUAGUGAGGAAAUGUUUCCAGCAUCUGACUUAAAUUCAGAGAGUGUCCUUGCAGGAACUUCUGCUGCUAAAGUGAAAGAAAACACCAACUCUGUUCCACAAGAUGAAACACAAGAUGCAGCCAUUAGUCAUUUGGAUAACACCUCUGUUAGUGGCAGCCAAGACAAAACAACAUCCAAAGCAGAAAACCAUUUAAAUGAAACAGAGUUUACAAAAUUGCAGAACAAGCCUGAAAGAACUGCAACCUCUUUCAGUAGUUCUGAGGAGGAUGAGGACCUUAGUGCUCUAGCACAGUUUGACCUGGGAUUUGACCUGGAUGAUGUCAUUCCACCAUCUCCCUGUGUAAGCCAGAGUCUCUCACAAGGUGCUUUUUCCAAAUGUCGAAGUCUCUUAAAGAGUAGAAAGUCAUUGGCUUCGACAUAUCAGAGUCAAGAGUUCAAACCAUCAGAAAAUGUCCAGGAAGAGGAUCUGUAUUUACAAGUGAUGGAAGACAAAGGUCUCCCAACAAAUUUUGACUCAAUCAGUGAGGAACCUGAAAAGGAGAAGUGUUCUCCAAAACAGAGUCAUCUUUCUUCUGAUAUUCCUGAGGACUUUGAGCAACCUCCUUCUCCUGUCUUGUCUGGCAGAAGAUCACUAAGUCAAAAGUCCACCUCUGUAUCUGAAGAGAAGAUGUCUAAGUCACCAUCUCUUAGUCAACUAAACAAGAAGUUGUCACCAACUGUGGAUCAAGCGAAUAAGAGGUCUGUAUCAUCAUGUGUGGAUCAAACCAUCAAUGUUAAGUCAAUGUCACCAUCUCCUCUACAUGAAGUAAGCACGAAAGCUGUGUCACCCAAAACAUCACCUUCCAUACUGAAGUACAAAGAAACAGUGGAUAGUUUUUCAUCUGAUGAGGAAGUUGUAGCUGUAAAAAGAAAAAGGAAAGCAGUUAUAUUGGAUUCUCCUGUUACACCAUUGACACAAAAACAAACAGUCGAUUAUUUUGAGACCCCUCUAAAACCUGAAGAUGUGCAAAGUGGUUUGAAUCCAGUUACUCAUGACGAUUUUGUUACUCCUAUUAAAUCUAAUCUUAAAAAGACUGUAAACUUCGACUCUAGCUGUGAGAAGUCAAUCCAGAAAAAAGGUAGCCAUGCUGUGUCAUUUGCUCUACCUCCAGAUUUUAGUGAUGAUGAUGAUUUUGAAGUAGACAUAACAGCUUUAAAGAAAUCUGUCCAAAAUAAACAUUGUAAUAAAAAGGGUAAGAAUCCAAUGAAGAAAGCUAGCAAAGAAGCAAAAGGAAGGAAAUCUAAAUCCCCGCUUGCAGCUGAAUUUCUGGAGGUUGAAGCAGAAGUAUCUGAUGAAGAGGUGGAAUAUUCUUGUGAUGAAGAGGAGGGGAGUGAUAUGGAUCACUAUGAGGACAGUUUUAUUGGAGAUGCCACUCAGCUUUCACAGAGAAGUUCAGAUAACAUGCAGGCCAUUUAUCUCAAGUCUGUGAAAAGUCCUCCAGUGAGAGGAAGGUUUAAACUGUCUAGUCACCAUUACAACAUGGAUGUUUAUUCUCAGGCUCCUCCUGAGGAAGAGUCUCAGUAUCUGGAGGACAGCUUUGUGGUGGAUGAGGAGGAGGAAGAAGAAGAAGAGGAUUCUAUAAUGCAUGAUAGUGUGGAUGAAGUGACGAUGUUGAAUGUAUCAGAACUCUCUUGUGUGGGAAGGAGAACAAGGUGGUCCAAACCUGUGAAGAGAACUGUUGGUACUGUCCAGCAGAAGAACGAAGGCGGUUCUAAACGGCGAAGAAUUAAAGUACUGGAGGACUCAUCCAGUGACGGUGAAAAUGCCCACAAUUCAUCAUUUGAAAAUGUUGAUAUAUCUCAUAUUAAACGGAAAUCUCGCAAGGCAUUGCUGUCUUCCAGUAGUGAAGAGGAGGUGCCAGCCCAGGUUACCAAAACCAACAAAGAAAAUCUGACUCUCCUAAAAGAAUCAAACAACAAAGUGUCAAGUCAUCGAAAUGACAAUAGUAUAGGCACAAGUUUGACAUCAAACACAACUCUGAAGACUUCUCCUUCAAUUAUUGAAACGUUAGCUAGUCGUAAAAAUAUAUUAUCAAAGGAAGAACAACAGCGUUUAGAACGUUUGCAAAAACAGAAAGAGAAGCAAGAUGAGUUUCGACGAAAAAUGGCCGAGAAAAAAGCAGCUGAGGCUAGAAAUGUGGUUAAAUGUGAUAGUGAUAAUCCUGGAAGAAGAAGCAUCGUUAGUUCAACGGGGUUGAUUCUAGACAGUUCUUCGAUUGCGACAGUUAACAAAGAAAAACCCAUCAUUUUGGUGGAUUCUCGUGAAAUUAACGGAUGUCAAGAAAUCAUAUCAGAACUGAGAUUUCAGCAUGGUAUAACGGUAAAGACGGCUCAGUUAACUAGCUGUGACUACAUUGUCAGUAAUCGCAUGGGGGUUGAUAGGCAGCAAUGGUCAGAAUUCACCAACGGGUCUCGCAAAGACAAACUUCUAGAAAGAGUUACCGCUCUUUGUGACUUGUUCGACAAACCAGCGUUGAUAAUCGAGAAGGAUCAUGUGAAGGCGGAUGAUAAAAAUUCUAGCAAGCCUUUACACUGGACUAAGUACGUGGAGAAAACUCUUGUACACUUGUUGCGGUCAAAAGUGACGUUGUAUUUCACGGAUCAUCAGAAAGACACGGCGCGCGUGCUUUCAGAAAUCUGUCGUCUGGAAGCCAGAAAAAAUGCUGACAUCGGGGCCCCCACUGACUUGGACGAGACCUCUCAAGCAGAGCUGAGAUUCUAUGUGUCUAUUCCUGGCUUGUCUUAUAUUAGUGCUCUAAAUCUCUGUCAUAAUUAUAAGUCGAUCCGAGGAUUUAUUGUUAGCGAUAUUACUCAAAUCAUGGCCAAUGGCUGCUUGUCCAAAGAGCGAGCCUCUCGAAUAAAGGACUACCUACAGCGGAAAUUUGAUCCACAAAUGCUGCCUUCGGGCAGGUGACGAGAGUUUAUGUAUUUGUUUUUAUUUAUUGCAAAUCAAAUAAAUCAUCGCUUAUCUC
Saccostrea cuccullata (small rock oyster) is the source of this 7368-nucleotide messenger RNA. Its product is annotated as Fanconi anemia group M protein-like. The transcript has 16 exons. Gene Ontology annotation, biological process: double-strand break repair via synthesis-dependent strand annealing; interstrand cross-link repair. The record is from RefSeq and is a predicted model, not a curated record. Gene Ontology annotation, molecular function: four-way junction helicase activity; 3'-5' DNA helicase activity; ATP binding. NCBI's taxonomy places the organism in Eukaryota, Metazoa, Mollusca, Bivalvia, Ostreida, Ostreidae. The coding region runs from base 177 to 7310 and encodes 2377 amino acids.